This is a messenger RNA of Pistacia vera, 903 nucleotides long. RefSeq lists its product as uncharacterized. The transcript has a single exon. Lineage: Eukaryota; Viridiplantae; Streptophyta; Magnoliopsida; Sapindales; Anacardiaceae. The coding region runs from base 1 to 903 and encodes 300 amino acids. The record is from RefSeq and is a predicted model, not a curated record.
AUGACCCAACGAGACGUACCAGACCCGGUAAGACGGGAUGACCCGAUAGUAUCCCCUUCCCCUGUGGAACAGUUACUGGCCAAGAGACUGGUCGACGUUGAGGCAGUAAUAAGGCGUAUCCCAGGAAUGCCAAUCCCAACCAAGAAGAGCAGACCGAAUUGUUACGCCGAUUCACCCUUUGCGGAUGAGAUCGCCCUGGCUGACAUGCCCCAGAAAUUCACUAUCCCCAACAUGAAACCAUAUGACGGUACCACUGACCCGGACGACCACAUAGCCUCAUACAAGCAGCGGAUGUUCAUUGUUUCCAUACCCCGACCGCUUAGAGAAGCCUACAUGUGCAAAAGUUUCGGGUCUAGUUUGUCCGGCCCGACGCUCCAAUGGUACACGAACCUCCCAAACGGAUCCAUCGAUUCAUUCGCUCAGCUUACUGACACCUUUGUGGAACAGUUCGCCAGCAGGAAGAAGCUAGAGAAGUUGUCGGCCAACUUGUACCGAGUAUACCAACGAAGGGGGGAACCAUUAAGAGAGUAUGUUAGCAGAUUCAACAAAGAGAAGAUCUCUAUUCCCUCUUGUAACCCCGAGACUGCUGUGGAAGCCUUCAGAAAAGGCCUCCUCCCAGAUGGAGAACUAUACAAAGAGCUUACAAAGCUAGGCUGCACCACCAUGGAAGACGCUCUGGCCCGAGCCGUUAUCCAGAUAAGGUGGGAGGAAGAUGAGAUGAACCGAGCCGCCCAUUCCAGAUACGAACCAAGGCAGAACGACAGGAAGCUAGAGCCUAGACUGGUAGAACACCGUUACCAACCCCCCGCACGGAAUAUGGGCAGAGCCAGGAGACCAUAUGAUCGCCAACCCUUGAGAAGCGAUAACAGGCAUUUCGGAUCGAACCAGUUCAAAAUACCAUAA